GAGUCAUCUGCCGCUGUGAUCCUUGCUGUGGUGUCACUCCUGAGGAUCUGUAACGGCCACUCCCCCUCACCCGAGAGCAAGGCUGCUAUUGGCUGUAGCAAAGCAUCCACCAACCUGAUUGGCUGCAGCAAGGUCCAGAGGUGUUGCCUAGACUCCCUGGCUAGCCUUAGCACCUGCCCUGGAGCUGUGGAACGGGUGGCGGAGGUGUUCCAUGUUCUAGUGCAGAACCUACAGAACCCUGAAUCAGACCCCACCGUGCUCCAGAAGAACUACCAGGCCAUGUUGAGGUGGCUUCGUGUGUCUCCAGAGCCUAACUCACUGGCUGAUCUGGUCACUGAAGACCUCCUGCCCGUGCUAAAGAAGCGUGUGUGUGACGUGCGUUGGGAGGUUCGAGACUCCACUCUGGAGUUCCUCGGCCAGCUGUGUGAGGCGUUAAGCUGCACCGUCACUCCUAUCCUGCUGGAGGCGCUGUGUGACCAGGAGAGCUAUGUGAGGGCUAGUGCCAUCUCUGCCCUGGCCAGGACACUACCACUCAGUGACCAGCAGGGGGAGCCAGGGAACCAGACACAGGAACAGAUCCUGGGUCAGUUAACUGGUGUUACUGUGUGUGUUCUCUCCAGGAGCAGACCCUGGGAGCAGACCCUGGGUCAGUUACUAGACAUCCUGUCUCAGGAUUCAGAGGGCUUCCCCAGACGUGCUGUGGUCCAGUACUUCAUCAGCUGGCUAAAGACACACCCAUCAUCUUCCUCCUCCUCCUCCUCGCUGUGUUCUGUCCUAUCGCUGGGCAGCACCGAUCUGGACUGGGAGGUCAAAGUUCACACCCUGGAGCUGGUUGAGCUCCUGAUGGAGGAAACACUACCAGGUCACCAGGAGUCAGAGCUGGGGUCAGCUCCUCCCCCUUACGGUGGCUCUGGAGGGACAAACCUACUAACACACACUGACCUCACACACCCCUACGCUGUGACGCCAAGCCAGCCCUCACCCCUUCUAACACACACCCCAACUGACACACACACACACCCAACUGACACACACAUACCCCCCACACACAGACACCCAACUACAUCUGUAGUGUGUGGUCUGUCUCGGUUGGUGGAGCUCGGUGUUGUAACAGCGUUACUCAAUGGCCUGUUUGAUUGCGACAGACCUGUAGCUUUAAAAGCCUGUAGUCUGUUGCUACGACUACGAGACGCGGUGUGUCCGUCCCGGUCGCUAGGGAAAGGUGCUAUGACAACUGACGACACAACAGUUGCCAAGGUGACUUUUGAUCUGAGGGGUCAGGUUUGGGAGCGGGAGGUCACGAGGAAGUUACAGGAGAAGAGAGGAUCUGAUUGGGUUAAAGAGUCCAGGGAAGUAGGUUGUGAUAGGCCGAACAAGAACAGAGAUUCUGAUAGGACAGACGGGGCUGGUUCCGAAGCCUGCGAUAGGUCGACAGGGAAGAGUGUGUGUGAGGGUAGCGCGAGGGUGUGUGAGGUGCUGUGGUCAUUGGGUCUAGAGGAGAGGCAGAGUGUGUUAUCACAGAGUAGUGACCAUGUCCAGAACUCACCUCUCUCUCUACUGGAGGACAUUCUGAACUCUACAGACACCUCACACACUGACGAGGUUAUAGUAGACUGUUACUGACCUACACACGUCCUGAACUCUACAGACACCUCACACACUGACGAGGUUAUAGUAGACUGUUACUGACCUACACACGUCCUGAACUCUACAGACACCUCACACACUGACGAGGUUAUAGUAGACUGUUACUGACCGACACACGUUGUGAUGGACUAACACCGUUUUAUUUGUGAUGAUUGUUUCUCCUCUGUACGUUGACUAGUGACUGUAGUUAGAGUCCCAUUGGGACAUAACUCUUGAUCAUCUAGCAGGAAAAUAAAUAAAGAUACUCUUUUGAUAUUUCAAA
Messenger RNA from Oncorhynchus nerka (sockeye salmon), 1909 nucleotides. RefSeq names its product BRCA1-associated ATM activator 1-like. The annotation marks the transcript as partial. Lineage: Eukaryota; Metazoa; Chordata; Actinopteri; Salmoniformes; Salmonidae. The record is from RefSeq and is a predicted model, not a curated record. Gene Ontology annotation, molecular function: protein binding. Gene Ontology annotation, cellular component: nucleus. The transcript is spliced from 6 exons. Gene Ontology annotation, biological process: DNA damage response; cell population proliferation; positive regulation of protein phosphorylation.